This is a messenger RNA of Wasmannia auropunctata (little fire ant), 1111 nucleotides long. Its product is annotated as transmembrane protein 234 homolog. The record is from RefSeq and is a predicted model, not a curated record. The coding region runs from base 693 to 1103 and encodes 136 amino acids. The transcript has 4 exons. NCBI's taxonomy places the organism in Eukaryota, Metazoa, Arthropoda, Insecta, Hymenoptera, Formicidae.
UAUCUCGAGUCGCUAAGGACUGUCAUGGCGUCGCCAUUCGUUCGAGGUACGCGGUCGGGCGUCGGUCGCUGUGCGUUGGGCUUUCGUGUGUGGAAAAUCGUGUCUUUCAGAAGUGCGAGACGUCGUGAUUUACGAUAUUAAACGUCGUGCGUAAUCUUAAUCAUGUGUACCGCGAGCGUGGAAUCGAGCUUUAGAGUUGGAUUGUCUCAGGUUAUGCGGGUCGGUUCUCCUAACCUAAUCUAACGACUAAUCUGUGUCUCUGUCGAAUGAUGUUUGUCAGCCGUGGUUCGUAUAGCGUUGCGUCUCGAUCCUCUCGAUUUCGCGCCGUGAUUGUCAUUAAUUGUUUAACGUUCAUAGCACGUUCAUGAACACGUUCAGUCGUGCGUGACCGGCGUUUUCAUUUUCAAUGACGUCACGUUGGUUACCGGUGACCGGCGUCACCAAACUCAAAAGAUGCGUACAAUUCGUAAAAAAAAUUACGUAAUUUGUAAAUACAAUGUAAUAGAGAUCUGAUAAAUUUUACUCUGAUGUAAACAUGCAAAUCCAACGUUCAACGUGUUAAUUCUCGUGAAUUGUGCCUAACUUGCAUUGUGUCUAACGAUUCUAACAUACAUAUACAUCGCUUAUUAUCGCGUGAUACGUCAGAUGCGUGCAAUAUUUCAGAUCGUUAGAUCGACGUUAGACCGACGAGAAUGGCGGUCACUAUCGAGUCUGUGAUAUAUCUGUGUCUCGUGGCGAUUCUCUGGGGUGUAACCAACCCGUUCAUAAAGAAAGGUGCACAAGGCUUGGAGGACGUCAAGGCCACAUCCUUUUAUGGACAGUUUGUCAAGGAACUUGUGUUUCUCGUCACUAGCCUGAAGUAUCUCGUGCCGUUUCUCGUUAAUCAAUGUGGUUCGGUACUGUACUUCCUGAUCCUGUCGAGCACCGAUUUAUCUCUGGCUGUUCCAGUUUCAAAUUCUCUUACCUUCGUAUUCACCGCGGUCACAGGCUGGUUCCUGGGCGAGAAAAAAGUGCACAGAAAUGCGUAUCUGGGAAUGAUACUUGUACUAUGCGGAACGACACUGUGUUGUUGGGACAAGCUGAAUAAAGCCGUGGAAUUGUGAUUUGCACA